CUUCUCCCAAAGUGUCCCGGGACUCAGAGCUGCGCUUCUCCCACUCCCCUCAGCUUCCUUAGGAUUUUGUUUCUCAGGGAUGGCCGCAUCUAUUCUGGAGGUAGGGAAUGUAAUUGAAGACGCACGCUAUGGCUCCAGUCCUCUGGCUAUGUUAACUGCUACCUGUAACAAGUUUGGCAGCACCAGCCCCGUCAGGGAUUCGGCUACACCCGGUAAGACCGGCAGCACCACUCCAGUAAAGAAGCCCUACACCAUGACCUCUGACCUUCAGACAGCUAAGAACGGACGGACCGCAGACGGCAGUGGCCUGGCGGACUCCUACACUGGCUCCUUCACCACAGCUGCAGGAGGAGGAGGCGGUGGCGGGCUGCUUACUCCAACUGGAAGCCCCCCUCCUUCAGCCGGAGGCUACACUACAGAAUAUAAUCCUUUCUCCCACUCCUUCCAGACCUCUGUCUCCCAGGACCCGUCUCUUUUAGUGUCCAAGGCCCACGCUACGGCCGAUUGCCUCACCAGUGUCUAUACCUCACUGGACAUGACACACCCUUAUGGCUCCUGGUAUAAAGCCGGUAUCCACCCUGGCAUUACUGCUGCCCCGGCUAAUGCCACAUCCUCCUGGUGGGACGUCCACCCCAACUCCAACUGGCUGUCAGCAACGCAGCCCCAGGCGGACGGAGGCCUCCAGGCCUCCCUGCAGCCUGUAGCACCACAGGCCUCCCUGAGCCCACAACUGCCCAGUUACAGCACCGACUUUACACCCCUCAACCCAGCACCUUACCCCUCUGUGGGACUGGGCUCCUCCUCACACCUCCUCCAGCCUUCCCAGCAUAUGCUGCCCCAGGACAUGUACAAGCCCAAGCCUGUGCCAAGUGCAGGGCUGAUUGAGAGUCCCAUGGGCCUAAAGCCUGCUAGGGGAUCAGGGGGCUACAGCGGAGGGGCAGCACCCACUAGAUCCUCAUGUGACUGCCCCAACUGCCAGGAGCUGGAGAGGCUGGGAGCCUCUGCUGCAUCCCUGAGGAAGAAGCCAGUCCACAGCUGCCACAUCCCAGGCUGUGGGAAGGUCUAUGGCAAGGCCUCCCACCUCAAAGCCCACCUGCGCUGGCACACCGGUGAGCGGCCCUUUGUUUGCAACUGGCUGUUCUGCGGGAAGCGUUUCACCCGCUCGGACGAACUGGAGAGGCACGUGCGCACCCACACACGGGAGAAGAAGUUCACCUGUCUACUGUGCAACAAGCGUUUCACACGUAGCGACCACCUCUCAAAGCACCAGAAGACCCAUGCGGAUUCCGCAAUGCAGGGGAAAGCUGUAGCUGUGGAGGGAGACACAGAUCCUCGGAGUGAAGAGGCCGCAGAGCUCAACACCAGCGCUGUAGCCACCAAUCCUGUCGCUGACCAAAUCACCAACGGAGAUGAGAAGACUGGCACACCUAAUGGAGUGGAGAACAGCAGUGGACUGUUGGAGAUCUGA
Molecule: messenger RNA, 1468 nt
Organism: Seriola dumerili (greater amberjack)
Lineage: Eukaryota; Metazoa; Chordata; Actinopteri; Carangiformes; Carangidae
Gene: sp7
Product: Sp7 transcription factor
Exons: 2
Coding region: 80-1468 (462 amino acids)
Biological process (GO): regulation of transcription by RNA polymerase II
Molecular function (GO): RNA polymerase II cis-regulatory region sequence-specific DNA binding; DNA-binding transcription factor activity, RNA polymerase II-specific
Source: RefSeq, a predicted model, not a curated record